AUGUCGUCCGUAUACGAAGAACAGUCUGGUCAAGUGCUGCUAACGGAGCCCUUUUCACCAAGUUCGAGUGAGACUUUGUCUCCUCCAUCAUAUAAUGCCGCUAUGGAGAAUAACUAUAUGAUGCCUGUCAACAACCAGAACAAUCUAGUGAAUCAACCAACACAAAGAGAAGCACAAUCACUCAAUAAUUUAAGGGACGCGCACUUUGCUGGGUAUAAGAUUGAAGACCAUCUGUCAAUGGAAAAUAUACAUAUUUCUAGAUGGGCGGAAAAGACGGAAGAUAAUAAUUUGUCCUAUGAUCAGAACCAAAUGGUUUUGAAUUAUGAUAAACCUUACUUCAGCGUACAGGUACCAUUCGAAGUAACACCUCCAAUGUCAGAUACGACGGGAAUGACGAAUUCUAAGGAUUGUGACAGGAGUCCCCGAUCCAUUUCAAGCCCAAAGGUAUCCACUAAUCCGAACAAUCCAAAAAGAGCUCGUACUGCGUACACCUCUUCGCAGCUUGUAGAAUUAGAAAAAGAAUUUAACAGUAACAAGUAUCUUUGUCGUCCCCGAAGAAUACAUCUUGCAACACUCCUCAAUCUCAGUGAGAGACAAAUAAAAAUUUGGUUCCAGAACCGACGGAUGAAGCAUAAGAAAGACCAGAAAAAUAAACCAGGUUCGUCGGAUCAAAGAAGUUCAGCUUGUUCUUCACACCACUCUAGCUCUAACAAGAUGCGAGGAAUAAAAACCGAAGACUCGGUUAUAGAAGAUAGGUCGAUCAACCCUCCUGUGCAGAAUCAGUAUAUACCACAAACUUUGCCGAACUAUAGCACUCCCCAGUACUGUGACCAGUGGGAUCGAGACAGAUCAAACUGCUCUAGCCACUAUGUGGCAAACUAUGGUUCUAAUAUGUAUGUUGAACCACCAUCAGAAAGUUCAUAUUACAGCAACAUGAAUUAUUAUCCAGUUGGAGGUUAUGAACCAUAUCCUGAUGAUCCUAAACCCUCGUACCAAGCUUUGUAA
Messenger RNA from Diorhabda sublineata, 1005 nucleotides. Its product is annotated as homeobox protein Hox-B3a-like. The coding region runs from base 1 to 1005 and encodes 334 amino acids. The record is from RefSeq and is a predicted model, not a curated record. NCBI's taxonomy places the organism in Eukaryota, Metazoa, Arthropoda, Insecta, Coleoptera, Chrysomelidae. Gene Ontology annotation, biological process: regulation of transcription by RNA polymerase II. The transcript is spliced from 3 exons. Gene Ontology annotation, molecular function: RNA polymerase II cis-regulatory region sequence-specific DNA binding; DNA-binding transcription factor activity, RNA polymerase II-specific. Gene Ontology annotation, cellular component: nucleus.